CAUUCAGGAAAAGAGCAGGUGAUCCAGCCUUCAGUAAGGCACAUUCUUUUGCUGUUUUCUCCUUGUACCAUGACUUAAGGAAACCCCAAACCGUGUUCACCGCAGUUUUAUAGUCAUCCCUAGAAACUUUCUUCUGUUACUCGCAAUUUUAAUCUUUGCCUAGUCUUUUCUGUAUUCCCUCGUUGAAAGCAAUUAAGUGUUAAAGAUGGCUGCUAUUUAUUCUGGCAUUUCCCUGAAGCUUAAGAGCAAGACAACUUCCUGGGAAGAUAAACUGAAACUGGCUCACUUUGCUUGGGUUUCCCACCAGUGCUUUCUUCCAAAUAAAGAACAAGUAUUACUUGAUUGGGCGAGACAGUCGUUGGUGGCAUUUUAUAAGAAGAAACUUGAAUUGAAGGAAGAUAUUGUUGAAAGGCUUUGGGUCUAUGUAGACAACAUUCUACAUAGCAGAAAACUGCAAGAUCUGCUGAAGAAUGGCAAGACUAUUAGCCUUCAGAUUUCCCUGAUCAAGGUCAUCCAUGAGAGAAUAGCUGAGUUCUCUCAUUCAGGAUCCCAGAGAAACAUCUGUGCCAUCCUGAGCUGCUGCCAGGGCAUCCUGUCUACACCUGCCCUUGCUAUCAUCUACACAGCCCGACAGGAGCUGAUGGUGGCCUUGCUGAACCAGCUUUGCCAGUCUGCCUGUAGGCAACUAGAGGGAGCCGUUGUCGCCCAGUUGUUUGAGGUCAUUCACCUGGCCCUUGGCCAUUACCUCUUAAUCCAGCAACAGCAGGUCAACCCAAGACGUGCCUUUGGGGAUGUGACGGGACACCUACUCCAGCCCUGCCUGGUCCUGAGGCACUUACUCUCCGAGGGCACGUGGACACAGGCUGGCCAGGGCCAGCUGCGACAGGCCUUAAGCCGGGACAUCAGAUGUCAGAUUGAGACCAUGCUUCGAGGUGGAAUUUUUCAACCUGAGCUGCUCUCAUCCUAUAAAGAGGAGCUCUUGGACCACCAGGAAGGUGACACGAAGAUGGGAGCCCUCAAGAGUCUUCUUGCUCCCCUGGACACUGUAAUUACCAGGUUGGUAGAGGCUGGCGAUUGUGAACCAAACCUACAUGCCACGGUUGUGGCCAACUCAGUGGCCUUGCUGUAUAAGCUCUUCCUUGAUUCUUACUUCAAGGAGGGAAACCAGCUUCUCUGCUUCCAGGUUCUCCCCAGGCUUUUUGGGUGCUUGAGAAUUUCACACCUGCAGGAGGAGCGGGUAGCAGCCCUGUCUGCAUCAGAUUGGACCACUGAACUUCUCAUUGUGGAACAGCUGCUAAGCUCAGUGGCCAACAAUAAUAUCUAUAACAUUGCUGCUGACAAGAUCCGACACGGAGAUGUUCAGUUCAACUUUUAUCGCCGGUUAGCCGAGCUGCUGAUAAACCAUUCACAGGCACCUGUGCCGGCCUGGUUCCGUUGUCUCAAGAUUCUGCUGUCUCUGAAUCAUUUGAUUUUGGAGCCAGAUCUGGAUGACCUGUUGGCAUCAGCUUGGAUUGAUGCGGAAGUAACAGAGUUUCGAACCAAAAAAGCCCAAGAGGCACUUAUUCACACACUCUUCCAGACCUAUGCCAAACUGCGACAGGUGCCGCGGUUGUUUGAGGAAGUCUUGGGGGUGAUCUGCCGUCCAGCUGCUGAGGCCCUGCGGCAGCCUGCACUGACCUCAGGCCCCUCAGCAGUGCUCCGUGAAUGCCUUCUGGAGCUGUCGCCAGGGCAGAUCCUGGACGCCUGGGCCCUUGUACUGGAGAAGUUCCAGUCUCUGGUCCUGCCCUGCUUGCACAGUGAUGUUGACAUGGCUCUGAAGUCACUGUCGCUGAGCUCACUGCUGCACUGCAUCAUGUUCAACAUGAAGAGCCUGGACAGCAGCACACCCCUGCCUGUCAUCAGACGAACACAGUGCACCAUGGAAAGAAUGCUGCAAGAACUGGUGAAGCCCCUGCUGGCCCUUCUGGAGCCCUCGGACCCAGAACCUGAGCUGUGGCUGCAGAAGGUCAGUGACUCUGCCCUCCUGCUCUCCUACACCUGGGUUCAGGUGGACACCAUGCUUAGUUUGAACUGUAGCCACUAUCGCUCCGUGUCUGGAGCCAUAACGGGGGCUGCUUUGAAAGCCUCAAGCCUGCCUCCGUUGCUCCCAGGCGUAGAAACCCAGCACUGGAAAGAGGUAGAGAAGCUGACAGCUCAGUUCAACUCCCUUGGGAGGUACUGCUUGGAACAACUCUACCUUCAGAAAAUGAGACGGACUCUGAUGCAAACCAGCUUCCGGUCUCAGGAAGCCCUCCAGGCUUUGCAAACUGAUGCUGCUUUUAUUGUUGGUUCCGGUAGAGAAAGCUUAAAUCAGACGACAGGGGCUUCCUGGGAUGGCCAGGUCGGGACAGUGAGUGCAGUCACAUACCCUGUAGCACACUGGCACUUGAUAGUAUCAAAUCUCACCAUUGUACUGUCUUACCUUUGCCCAGACGAUGUGUGCCACCUGGCCACUGUCCUGUUACGGACGUUGCCUGUGAACAAAGGCCAGAAGGUCUUGGCAGAUGAAGAGCCGUAUAUUACACUUGGAAAAAUAUCCAAGGGCGUCCUUCACAGCCCUCUCUUUCCGGAAAUGCAGUCCCUUCAUUCUGUCUUCUUACUCUGCCUGAGUGAGAGAUGUUCUAGCAUUCUGCGCUCAGGUAUCCAGGGAGACCUGGCGCCUCUCAGUCAGAAGCUGCCUUGGCUUUUCAAAAAAGACCUCAUGGUUGUGGCUCAUUGGGAAAAGAGACUUGCCAAAGUGGAAGCUGAAGGUGUAGAAUCCAGAGGAGAAAUUGCCCAGAAUUUACUUUUGCUGAUCAGGAGGGACUUCCCCAUCAGGCUGGAGGACAAGCAGUUAGAAAGCCUCCUGGGGUCUUUGGAAGUGAUUUCCGCUCUGCAGCUGGACAGCCUCGGGCCUCCCUACCACGUGCAUUACUUCCUCCUGUUACUGCUGAUGGCCCUCACCAACACUGAGCACACUUGCUCCUCCUCUCUGGUCCUCAGGUUCUUGAUGACCUGCUUCCAGCUUCUUGGCUGCCUGCAAAGGGGAAGAAGCGCCCGCUUGGUACUCAAGGUCAUUUACGUUAGUGAUAUUUUUGAGAUCACUCUGACCUCGCUGUUCAAAGCCAGCAGUAGGCUCCUGAUUGAGAUGGAUGACCCCUUGUGGCUGGAAUUCCUCCAAGUGAUGGGGAUGUUCUUGGAGCAGCUGAUGCAAAUGCUCAUCCAGAUAAAGCUGAGCUUGGUGCUCAAUUUUGGAAAAAUUGCUGCAUUCCUCUCAGGGUGCAAACCCUACACAGAGACAGCAUCCCGGAAAGAGUUGGAGAAACAGAAUGCUCUGGGCAGACAACUCCUUCUGGUGUCUUUAACCAAGGUGUGUCAAGUUCUGGGGCCUUUCAUCCAAGAGCGCAAGCAGACCCAAGAGGCCUCCGCGGCACUGCCCGAGCUGCUGCAGCAGGCCUUGCUGCACAUGGGCGCCGUGCUGCAGCUCUGCUCAGCACCAGGGCCAGGGGGCCAGCACCUGCCCUCGGCGCUCCUCCCAGCUGUCAGCACACUCUUGGAAGUGGACCUGAGCCAGCAGUGCAGCAACGGAGGGACCGAGAUUGCCCAAGAGCCAGGUAGAGCGCUGUUUGCCCACACUGUGCUCUACCAGGAUGUUUACACUCAGAUACUGAUGGAGCUGCCAGACCUUGCAGGAGAUGCUCCGUCUUUCCAGGCGGCCUUGCAGUUUCUAACUCUGUUCUUUUCAGCCCCAGAACUCCAUCCUCAAAAGGAUUCCGUUUUUAUCUCUCUGUUUCAUUCUGUGAGCAAAGUUCUUGCAGAUCCUGUUCAGGUAACUGAGGAAAUUGAGCCUCACUUGGGGACCUUGUUCGCCAAGAUGUUGGAGAUGGGGACUACAGACGACUUUCGACUGGUGAUACGCUCCAUCCUGCAAGGAUUAGACGUCAGGAACAUGUGGAAAGCAGAGCUGCAGGCUGUGUUUUCCUCUCUCACCUUGCUCAAGCUGCUGCUGAGCUGCCCACUCAGCGGAGAGAAGGCACGGUUGUUGUGGCGGGCAUGUCCCCAGAUGGUCACAGCUCUGGCGCUGCAAAACCGAGAGGCCUGCCAGGAGCAGCCCACGUCCCUGCCAGUGGUGGGCCCUCUUUUGGACGUCCUGGCUGCCUUGCUGCGGCAAGGGGAGGAGGCCAUCAGCAACCCCCAUCACGUCAGUCUGGCCUUCAGCAUCCUGCUGACCGUGCCUGUGGACCACCUGAAGCCCCCCGAGUACAGACGUGUCUUCCUGAGGGUGCACAAUGUGCUGUUUGCCAUCCUGCAGUGUCAUCCAAAGGUGAUGCUGAAAGCCUUCCCUUCUUUCAUUAACUCUUUUAAUAGAUUGGUGUUUUCAGUGAUGCAUGAAGGGAAACAGAAAGACAAAGCAGGCACAGACCACCUGCCGGUGGUCCUGGAGUGUGCACGCCUGGUGGAAAGGAUGUACAGUCACAUUGCUGCUCAAGCUGAGGAGGUCGCUGUGUUUUCUCCCUUUAUGGUGGCCCAGUAUGUGACAGAGGUGCAGAAGGUGACCUUAUACCCGGCUGUGAAGGGCCUGCUGCAGGAGGGUAUCUACCUCAUCCUAGACCUCUGCAGUGAGUCCGACAUCCAGUUCCUGCGGGCCUCACUGCAACCUGGCGUCCGGGACAUCUUCAAGGAGCUGCACAAUGACUACGUCAAGUACCACAAGGCUAAACAUGAGGGAGAGAAAAGAUACACCGUCUGAGGCCUCGUUACAUACUGUGACGUCACCACUGUCAUUCCGCUGGGGCCCGCCUCGUGCUCUGAAGACAUUGAGACUGUACAUAAUCUAAUUUGCAGUGCUGAUGCACAUGGAGACUCCUGUAGGGUUUAUGCCACACAUUUUUUUGCCUUUCUUUGGACAGAGAGCCCCAUCAUCUGCUGGGAGGAGGCUGAGGCUGAGGCUGGGAACUGGAAACUUGACUCAGAACUCUCACAUAUAUGGAAGGAACCCAAGUAACUGAGCCAUUACCAUUGCCUUCCCAGGCUGUGCAGUAACAGGAAGCUGGAGUCUUCACUGCUAGGCCAAGUGCCUGCCACUGACUUUAAAAAUACUGUCUUUCUAUGCAGGAGAAUCCUGAAGCAAGGCACACUCAGCAGAGGGAUGGCCACCUCCCAUGACCACUCUGAAUGUGGUUGCUUUGGUGGCUUGCUGUCAUACGCUCCCCACCGGGAACUUGGCAUAGUUUUUUUUUCCUUUUCCUUUAGGUACAUGGAUAUCUAAUUAUAUCUAAUUAUAUCCUGUUUGAAUAGCUUUGCCCUUUAAUCAGACAACAAGAAACAUUUCGUGGAAAUGCCACUUUGUUCCUUCCUUCCUUCUGAGCCUCCCCAUUGGAUAGAACUGAGGAGGCCGAGAGAUCCUGGCCUGUAAACCACCGAGGUACCUGCUGCUGGACCAGACCGCGGGCAUCUUAGAGGUGCAAGGGCUCCUAGCCCACAAUUCCUGCUUCUGUUCUCUGAAGCUCAUGGUAGAAUUUUUUUCCUCUAUUUAGUGUAACUAAA
Molecule: messenger RNA, 5565 nt
Organism: Ochotona princeps (American pika)
Lineage: Eukaryota; Metazoa; Chordata; Mammalia; Lagomorpha; Ochotonidae
Gene: URB2
Product: URB2 ribosome biogenesis homolog
Exons: 10
Coding region: 206-4768 (1520 amino acids)
Biological process (GO): ribosome biogenesis
Cellular component (GO): nucleolus
Source: RefSeq, a predicted model, not a curated record